AGACGGGAAAUUCAGACAGGGAAAUAGGAAUUACUUGCGAGAAACGAAAGGAUCAAAUAAAUAGUAAACUAAUUCAAAACACGAACAGAGAGCCCCAGAGAGAGAGAGAGAGGGAGAGAGAGAAUGGUGUUGUGGGAGAUCACGUUGGCUACUGCGUAUUUCUUGGGUCUGAAGCGAACGUACAGGCUCGCUCUGAAGAUUCAACGCAAGGUCAUCAGCCCUAAGCACCCUAAGAUCCGCCAGUUUCUUCACAGACGAACACGCGCUGUGUUUAAUGUAGCAGUCAAGGUUCACCAUAACAUACAAGAGAGGGACAUAGAAGUUGGUCGGAAUGUCGGGAACUGGAUUCUGCGAUGGCUUGACCGAAUGAAACCAUCAGCUCAGAUUCGUGGUCCCUGUCCUGGGGAACCCUCUGAUGGUGCUAGGUCAGGCUUGAGGAUGACAAAGCAGGUGGACAACUCCAAUCUGAAACCUCCUGUUGAGAACCAAACAUCGAGAAAACAGGAUUCUGGAAGGCAUCUGUUUACUUCAUCGAGAAAUAUUUUUCCAAAGCCUUUUCCAACCAUUUCAAUGAUGGUGCGGCUACCAAAGCCAGCUGGGACUAUGACCCAGUGUAGGCACUUCUCUGGGAUGGGAGUUUUAAGAUCAGACUAUUCAAGAGGUUGGUCGGAGGGAGGUCUUCGGAAAGACAUUAUGCAGUGGAUGCUACAAAACUAAAUGUGAAAUCUCUGUUUUUUCAUUUAAAUAAUUAGAGAAGGUUGCUUACAAGGUGAUCAAAACUGUGUUUCUUACAAGAGCAAAAAGACUUACGAACCACAGAAGAGUUGGUUUUGGACCUUUCGUUUCUGAGUUUGAUGGUAGGACAAUGCGAAAAACUGAUGGCUAGAACAAUUUUAUGGUUCAUCGCAGUGAGGAUUUUUUUC
Messenger RNA from Carya illinoinensis, 923 nucleotides. RefSeq lists its product as uncharacterized. The record is from RefSeq and is a predicted model, not a curated record. The transcript is spliced from 2 exons. NCBI's taxonomy places the organism in Eukaryota, Viridiplantae, Streptophyta, Magnoliopsida, Fagales, Juglandaceae. The coding region runs from base 124 to 717 and encodes 197 amino acids.